UCUAUUCUCUUAUCGUCGUUUUGUUGUGAUCGCAAUCGGGAAAAGUGCGUGUUAUCGUUUCUCCUCCGUCUCGAACAAAAUGUAAUUGAAAAUCGCGGAAAACUGUCGUGCAAAUCCAUCAUAAUGCAACCGGACGAUCUCUCGAUGCCUCGCGGAGACAACAAAAUCAAGGAAAAGUUAAAUCUCCACGUGAAAAAACGCAUCCAGGAAACGGCUAAAACUUCAACAAAAGCAGAACCUCUCACUCCCCCGCCACCACCUUCCUCAGCGGGUCCAUCAACGUCGGCUGCAGCGCCACCCCCUGUGCCAGGGCCGUCUUCAGGACCAAAGACUAAAAAGCAAAAGACAAAGCACUCACCAGUGGCACUUACCGCCAGUACUGCCACCACCAGUUCAUCGUUCAACCUCGCGGGCGGAAGUUCCGGCAGCGGCAAACCGCCCACCGCGGAACAUCUGAUGCUCUCGCCCGGGGCGCUUGGCGGUGGCAACAGUAACGAUACCACCAACAGUAGCUUCAAUUCCGUCGAUUUGGAUCCGGAUGCAAACCUGUCGAACGACGGUCCCUCGGCGGACAAAUCCAGUCCGGGUGGAUCCGGUAACAAGGCUACGUCGAAACCGGAUAUUUUUACGAUGAUUUUGAACGAGAAGAAGAGCUCGCUAAUGCGAGAUCCAGAGGUAAUCAAAUUUUUACGAGACUUAAUGGAAAAGCGAGAUAAGCCCUAGCUAUUA
Molecule: messenger RNA, 729 nt
Organism: Aedes albopictus (Asian tiger mosquito)
Lineage: Eukaryota; Metazoa; Arthropoda; Insecta; Diptera; Culicidae
Exons: 1
Coding region: 124-723 (199 amino acids)
Source: RefSeq, a predicted model, not a curated record